Papaver somniferum (opium poppy) is the source of this 1784-nucleotide messenger RNA. RefSeq lists its product as uncharacterized. The record is from RefSeq and is a predicted model, not a curated record. NCBI's taxonomy places the organism in Eukaryota, Viridiplantae, Streptophyta, Magnoliopsida, Ranunculales, Papaveraceae. The transcript has a single exon. The coding region runs from base 179 to 1219 and encodes 346 amino acids.
GUCUCUCUGUCCCUUUCUCCCUCUCUCUCUCUGUGUUCAUACAUACGGAGAACUCUAUAUGUAUAUUUUCUAGUUCAUCAAAUUCAUUUUAAAUUCCAUUUCUCCGGUUCUCAAUUUGUAUUCAUUUUUUCAUCAAUUCAUUUUAUCGAUACCCAUAUAGCAGAUUAUUCAUAAACACAUGAUGCAAGAACCGAUUGGUAUACCUGCUUGUUUUUCAUCGAAUGAUAAGGAUUCAGCCACCAUAACAAGAUCAGGUCAAAGUGUUUUCAUGUCAGUAUAUCAAACUAAAGUAGCAGGCCAAUGUCGUCUGAUUACAGUUUCGUGGUGCAAGAAUUUAUUACUCCAUGGUUUAUCAGUUUCCAUUGAAGGACCAAAUGAUGGUGAGACUCAAUACAAUUGUAAAGUUGAGCUUAAACCAUGGUAUUUUUGGAAAAAACACGGUUCCAGUCGAUUUCAAGUCGAAGGUAAAAGCGUUUCAAUCUAUUGGGAUCUUAGAACUGCUAAAUUCAAUGGAGAAACUGAACCACAAUCAGAUUAUUAUGUCGCGGUUGUUUGGGAUAACGAAGCUGUAUUAGUUCUUGGUGAUAGAAAGAAAGAUGCUUAUAGAAAGACAAGUUCAAGACCAGCAUUGAUUGAACCAAUACUAGUCUCGAAAAAAGAACAUAUUUUUGGCAAGAAAAAAUUCUCUACCAGAACUAGAUUUCAUCAGAAAGGUCGAGUGCAUGAGAUUUCUAUCGAGUGCAACAACAACAACAAUAGCUGCAGCGGUAGCAGCAAUAGUAAUAGCAGUGAUAACAGCACUUCUUCUUCGUCGUCUAAUGGUGGUAGCGGUGGAUUUGAACCAGAAAUGGAGAUAAAAAUAGAUGGGAAAUUAGCAAUUCAUGUCAAACAUCUGCAAUGGAAAUUCCGAGGUAAUGAAUCAUUAUCUAUUAGUAAAGUCAGAGUAGAAGUAUAUUGGGAUGUUCAUGAUUGGUUAUUUAGUCCUGGUUUAAGACAUGCAUUAUUCAUAUUCAAACCAACUUCCAUACCAUCAUCAGCAAUUACAUCAUCUCCGCCUUUAAUAUCAUCUUCUUCGUCUACAACAACGCCACUUUCAAUGCAAACACCGGGGCGUUCCGUUUCAGUCAAAGACCCUCAUCGAUACGAUACCAAUAUCGAUAACAACCAAAACAGUUCAUCGGGUUAUUCUUUGUUUCUUUAUGCUUGGAAAGUUGAAUAACAGCAUGAUCGUCGUCAAUUCACAAUGAAAGCCUGCAAAUGGGUUAGUGUUUAAAGUUCAAUUUGUCCAUGGCCACGGAAGAGAGGGCUUGUGCUUGUGGUGAAGAUGAAAAGACGAGGGUGGUGGAUAUCAUGUGUGUGUAGUGGGGCCCACAAAGAGUGUGGAGGAAAGGUUGGUGGUUAAAACAACCACCUUGACAGCUGGUAUUGUUUUAGUAAACUGGUAUGAUUGGGCAGCACAAAUUGGGAUAAUCAAAUCAAAAUAUAUGUAUGAUUGUUUCAAUAAUUCCAUCCAUCUGUAAGAAGAGAUCAAGUUUUUUUACCCCUAAAACCUGAUUUUUGUUUGGGUUUAAGGCUUAUAAAUCUAUUUUGUAUUGUUCUGACCCAUGUGAAUUCCAAAUCGGCAGAAAUGAAUAGAGAGAGAUGAUGAUGAGGUAUGACGAGGUAUGACGAGGUGGCUGAAGGGAGGCGAGGGUUUGUUAGAUAUGUGAUGAGAGCACUAAUUAUAACACCUUGUUUGUAUGUUUAUUUCAAUUAAUGCACAUGAAAUAUUCUUUUUUUCUUUA